UGCCAACAUUCAUUCAUUUUAUGACGUCUGUCAGAUAAAUCUGUUGGUGUUUUGUGUUGACUGCUGUUUUUAUUUAUUUUGUGCUAUUUAACUCUACUGUCCUACAUUUUUACCCAAGUGCCAGUUAUAGAAAGCAUAUACUUUGUGUUGAGUGUUGAGUUUGAAACAAACAUGACUGUUCAUAAGUGUGUUGGAUAUAGAACUCGCGCCAGCAGGGAGUGUGAACGCACGAAUCCGACAUCCUACUGCCAAUGCUGGUCAAAGCGAACUCCAAUGCAAUGGAAACAGCUGAAUACUUGUUCUUGUGGAGAAGAAUACGAUGUAAGCGAAUGGAAAUGGGAACAUCCAGCUGACAAUGGACUGAGUUGGGUGGUGAUCAGCGACGACCAGAAACAAGUGACGUUCCACCCGUUCUACAGCUCCGGCACGGCGGCUGUCCGGGGAGACACGCCGAUGAAACUGGACUACCACUACUAUUGGGAAGUCAAAAUGCUGACUGAAACAUAUGGAACUGAUAUUAUGGUGGGCCUGGGCUCGGAAAAAGUGAAUGUCUCAGACUUCCAGUUCAAGUUCACGUCUCUCCUCGGGCUUGACACGGAGUCUUACGGGCUCUCGUAUACGGGGGCCGUUCGGCACAACGCCUCAUCUAGCGCUGAAUCGCCUGGUUUCUGUAGGGGGACCAUCAUCGGCGUUAGGGUCAACAUGUGGCAGGGGACCCUGGAGUUUUACCUCAACAGGCAGGCGCAAGGCAUAUCGUUCUACAACCUGCGACGUCAUCAAGAACUCUACCCCAUCAUCUGCUCAACGGCCGCGCAGUCGUCCAUGAGACUGAUAUACGCCGCCUCCUGGCGCGCGUCACUCCUGGUGGACGCAGCCAAGAUCCUGGCAGCCUCUGUAGACCAGGUCAAGCUGCCCCCCGGCCUGUUUUACGCGCUGCGCAACCAGUUCUGGCUCACGAUGCCUAAUGGAGGUUACAUAGAACAAGAGGCUAAAGAAAAAGAUAUGGAGUGUGAACAACAGAAGUCGGCCAACCUGACGCGGCCAUCGGGCGCGGGUCUGAAGCGGCGCCACUGGCAGACGUGUCUGCCGCUGCGGCCCCCCAAAUAAGGGCCUUGGACCAAGCUCACCAUCUAAGGCCCCCCGAGUGAGGACCUUGGACCAAGCUCACCAUCUAAGGCCCCCCAAGUGAGGACCUUGGACCAAGCUCACCAUCUAAGGCCCCUAAGUGAGGACCUUGGACCACCAGCUCCGGUCCAAGCUCACCAUCUAACCGGUAUAAAGGUGCCUGUCCACUGAAGAGGAGCGGAGAGGAGAGCGGAGCGGAUCGGUGCCAAUAUUAACUAAUCUAUUUAAUCCGGUAGCCCAGCGACCUAAGAUGUUUUCUAGCCUCUGAUAAAAUAGAUGUCGCCAUUGACCUUAAUCUUGUGCAGUGUCACACUAGUUGCUUAAACCAAUCUCUGCUCCGUAAAAUGAAUUCUUAAUCUAGCUUGCAAGAUUUUUUAAGCAAAUUGUGCAAGCGGAGCGGAGAACAGAAUACGGAAAUGGAGCGGACAAGCAGAAAAAAACCGCGCUCUGGGCUCCCUUACUUAGUAAAUGGAUUAACACUCCGCAACUUCGCUCCGCAAUUCUUCCUCGCUCCUCUGCCUCACUGCAUCAAUAGACGACGUAGUCCACUUAGAGCACCCGCCCAAAUAGCACCCGCAGGAAAAGCACCUGGCCUAGUCCAAGAGCACCUAUCGAUAAAUUUAUAACGCUAUUCGUGGAUUCAAAUUUAUUUUAACAUUUUUGUCCACGAACAGAGAACCCGAAAUAUCGAUAGGUGCUCUUUGUGGACUAAGCCAGGUGCUAUUUGGGCAGGUGCUCUAACUGGACUACUUCCAAUAGACAAAAAGAGUCUGCAACUCCGCUCCGCUUUACUCUCUUGCUCCGCCUCAAUGGAUAUGCACCCUUAUGUAUUUAAGGCUAAGUUCAGAGGGAAAUUAAACAUAGAUUUUUAAUAAUGAGAACUCAAAUAUAAUGUUCUAUCUAAAACUCUAGACACAGGAAAAAUCAUUUUAAUAUUAUCUCUUGUGCCAAAUACUUCAAAAAUCUCCUACAUUUUGGCCAAUAUGAUCUUGUAUGCAGUAUGACUCUUAUUUGACUCGGUCAGGAACCGUGAAAAUAUUUCUUGCAUUGUUUUAAUUUCAUUUACUUUCAUAUCAUUUGUCUCUGAAUAUCAGAUAGCUAAAUAAGUGUUCAGUAUAAUUAUGAUGAUUUUCUCGUCGAUAGUGAAAAUAUUCUUGUUGAUGAUGUGUAGAAUUACUUCUUUAUAAUAUGCAUUUUUGUGCCAGAUCUGAGUAUUUUGUUCGAAAUUCUUAGACGUGCGGAAUUCACUAAUUGUUCAAAAUGUUCUUUGUAAAACUUUGUCAGUCACUGAAUAUGCAAUGUGUAAUAAUAUCGCAAUAUUAUAAAUUUAAUAUAACGCCCCAAUAGAUGUCUUUAAUAUUCUUCAUUUUAUUCAUAAGGCAGUUAUUUUAUAAUACCACAUCUGAAUGUUAAUUGUAAAUGUAGUGUAGGUAUACGCUUGCACACAGCAUUUAUCUAUGUUAUAAAGUUAUUUCGAAUCGAGUGCAUUAUCCGGCUUACACAUUGUUUGUAAAGUACUUUUACUGUCACGUCAUAUACGGACGAAUGCACGGCAAAUUAUGUCACCGUAAAAUUAUGAAUUCCGUCAGAUUAUAAGACGUAGUUAGAUUACAAUCUAACCUAACCCACUGGUAGUUUACAAUCUCACGUGUUAAUAUUAAAACUAAUGGUGCAAAUUAUUUAAAAAAUUUAAAGUUGUAGUUGUGGACUUUGCAUAAUUGUGACAGCAUUUGUAGCAUUUACUAGUUUUUUUUUUGGUGGAGGGAUAUUUAUAGAUGAAUUAGAAAAGUACCUAAUUAUGAAAUUUGUUAAGUUUUGAUAAAAAGUUAUCACCAGACAGAAAAUCUCAAAACUAAUAUGACAACUUGACAACGGCCUUCGCUAUGUUUACUUUUGUCUACGUCUGUCUCGUCUAAUUAAUGAUGUAACCAAAUUAUCGUCAAAUUACUCAAAAGAUAUUAUUUUAAUACGUAAUAUAAAUGGAGUACUUAAUACUGUCUUUUUGUAAUCAGUUGUAGAAUUUAAUUACUUAUACUAAAAUCAAAAUAUUUUGAUCUCUCAAUGAACUAAUAAGGUUGAGGCCGAUAGCCGUAACCGUCUCAGAAUCUUUCUAGUAAAUAUACUAGAUAUAUCAUCAAUAGAUGAUUUGAUGAAAUGUAAUGUGUAAUAAUAAUAUGUCGCGGCUAACUUGUUAAAUGGGCUAGUAACUGGAAUAGCUAGACUAACUGUACAUUAUACGCCGGUAACUAAAGCCCGGUCUGUGAGCACGUAGAAUUUUGUCCGAUGACCCCAACCUUAUCGCUCGUGUAUAUUGCUGUCGCUACUGUGCGACGGGCGCCCGCAGUGAGUGUGCGAGUGCGACAGCAACAUAAUUAUGCGCGAGUGAUAAUUAUGGGUAGCUUGGGGUCAUUUGACAAAAUUCUACGUGCUCGCAGACCAGACUAUAGCUCUGGUAUAAGGUGGCGAGGUGGUUAAGCUGUGCAAAUAAUGUUUAUUUUCAUGUAAGACUGUAAUUUGACUAAAAGGUGAAUGUUAUUGUUUUCUUAUAAAAUAAAAUAACUGUGAUACACUA
Molecule: messenger RNA, 3697 nt
Organism: Ostrinia furnacalis (Asian corn borer)
Lineage: Eukaryota; Metazoa; Arthropoda; Insecta; Lepidoptera; Crambidae
Product: SPRY domain-containing SOCS box protein 3
Exons: 6
Coding region: 172-1107 (311 amino acids)
Biological process (GO): proteasome-mediated ubiquitin-dependent protein catabolic process
Cellular component (GO): SCF ubiquitin ligase complex
Molecular function (GO): protein binding
Source: RefSeq, a predicted model, not a curated record